UGUCGUUACAUUUCCGUCUUCUCAGCAAAAUACUCCUCUGGUGUAGGAAUUUUUCAAAUAGAAACUAAUUGCAGAGUUUCCAGUUGACCACCAUUCAUAGGAGAGAGUGCACGCAAGUGGGGGAGAAGGGCAGAGGGAGAAAGACAGAGACAGAACCUCAAGCCAGCUUCACAUUCAGAAUGGACUCCCCCCCCGCCCCCAACCUCCCACCAGGACUCAAUCCCACCACCCUGGGAUCAUGACCUGAGCUGAAAUCAGGAGUCAGAUGCUCAACCGACUGAGCCACCCAAGUGCCCCUGGAUUUGAGGUUUUUUAAACUGCUCCAGGUUGUUCUAAUGUGAAGCCAAAACUGAAAACCACUGUCUUAGAUUCUCAAAAAAUGGUUACUCUACCUACUGGAAGCAUCGACAUUAACUAGAAAUUUGUUAGACACAUUCUUGAGGACUACUUCAGACCUAAUGAAUCAGAAACUCUGAGGGUGGGACCUACCACUCUGCGAUUUAAUACGCUCUCCAAUGAUUUUUAUGAGCAUUAAUGUUGAAGAUACACUUUACUAUGUGAAUCUUAAUUCCUUCUAGGAAGUCUCAAAACUACAACUAAAUUUGGAAAGGGUGUUUGUCACUUGAAAAUUACUCCACUGACAAGAUCUGAAGCAACUGCCAAGCGGCAAGGGUCGUUUAUUGCAGGUUCGAACCUGGUCCCCCACGCACUCGUCGCCGGUGACGCAAGAGGCCACGAUCAGGAAUGAAGACAAACACAGAGAUGGUGUGUCUAAGAAAUUUCAAAAGGUGUCGGCCUCCUGAUUGAAGCACAGUCAACUUAUUGGAUUCAUUUUUUUUUUCAUCCAUUUCCGUACUCCUACAAGGGAAAGUCAUGAUUACGCUAACAGAGCUGAAAUGUUUAGCAGACGCCCAGUCAUCUUAUCACAUCCUAAAACCAUGGUGGGACGUCUUCUGGUAUUACAUUACCCUGAUCAUGCUGCUGGUGGCCGUGCUGGCCGGAGCUCUCCAGCUUACACAGAGCAGGGUUCUGUGCUGUCUUCCAUGUAAGGUGGAAUUUGACAAUCACUGUGCCGUGCCUUGGGACCUCCUGAAAGCCAGCACAAACACAUCCUCUGAUCCUGGGACACCGCUCCCACUUCCCCUCAGAAUCCAGAAUGACCUCCACCGACAGCAGUACUCCUACAUCGAUGCUGUCUGUUACGAGAAACAGCUCCAUUGGUUCGCCAAGUUUUUCCCCUACCUGGUGCUCUUGCACACACUCAUCUUUGCAGCCUGCAGCAACUUUUGGCUUCACUACCCGAGUACCAGCUCCAGGCUCGAGCAUUUUGUGGCCAUCCUUCACAAGUGCUUCGACUCCCCAUGGACCACGCGUGCCCUGUCCGAAACAGUGGCCGAGCAGUCGGUGAGGCCCCUGACACUCUCCAAGUCCAAGGUUCUGCUUUCGUCCUCAGGGUGUUCAGCCGACGUCGAUUCCAGCAAGCAGUCAUUGCCCUACCCACAGCCUGGCUUGGAGUCGGCCAGCAUAGAAAGCCCAACUUCUAGCGUCCUGGACAAGAAGGAGGGCGAACAGGCCAAAGCCAUCUUUGAAAAAGUGAAAAGGUUCCGCAUGCACGUGGAGCAGAAGGACAUCAUUUAUAGAGUGUAUCUGAAGCAGAUCAUAGUGAAAGUCAUUUUGUUCAUCCUCAUCAUAACUUAUGUUCCAUAUUUCCUAACCUACAUCACUCUGGAAAUCGACUGUUCCAUUGACGUGCAGGCUUUUACAGGAUACAAGCGCUACCAGUGUGUCUACUCCUUGGCAGAAAUAUUCAAGGUCCUGGCUUCAUUUUAUGUCAUUUUGGUUAUACUUUACGGUCUCACCUCCUCUUACAGCUUGUGGUGGAUGCUGAGGAGUUCUCUGAAGCAAUAUUCCUUUGAGGCGUUGAGAGAGAAAAGCAACUACAGCGAUAUCCCUGACGUCAAGAAUGACUUCGCCUUCAUCCUCCAUCUGGCCGAUCAAUAUGAUCCUCUUUAUUCCAAACGCUUCUCCAUAUUCCUCUCGGAGGUCAGUGAGAACAAACUAAAACAGAUCAACCUCAAUAACGAAUGGACGGUUGAGAAACUGAAAAGUAAGCUUGUGAAAAAUUCCCAGGACAAGGUAGAACUGCACCUUUUUAUGCUAAAUGGUCUUCCAGACAACGUCUUUGAGCUGACAGAAAUCGAAGUGCUCAGCCUGGAGCUUAUCCCGGAGGUCAAGCUGCCCUCCACAGUCUCGCAGCUGGUCAACCUCAAGGAGCUUCAUGUGUACCAUUCGUCCCUGGUGGUAGACCAUCCAGCGCUGGGCUUUCUGGAGGAGAAUUUAAAAAUCCUCCGCCUGAAAUUUACUGAAAUGGGGAAGAUCCCACGCUGGGUAUUUCACCUGAGGAAUCUCAAAGAACUUUAUCUGUCGGGCUGUGUUCUACCUGAGCAGUUGAGUACCAUGCAAUUGGAGGGCUUUCAGGACUUAAAAAACCUGAGGACCCUCUACUUGAAGAGCAGCCUCUCCCGGAUCCCUCAAGUCAUUACAGACCUCCUGCCUUCUCUGCAGAAGUUAUCCCUUGAUAAUGAGGGAAGCAAGCUGGUUGUGUUGAACAACUUGAAAAAGAUGGUCAAUCUGAAAAGCCUAGAGCUUAUCAGCUGUGACCUGGAACGCAUCCCACACUCCAUUUUCAGUCUGAACAAUUUGCAUGAGUUAGACCUAAAAGAAAAUAACCUUAAAACCGUGGAAGAGAUCAUUAGCUUUCAGCAUCUCCAGAACCUUUCCUGCUUAAAGUUGUGGCACAAUAACAUUGCUUAUAUUCCUGCCCAGAUUGGGGCACUAUCUAAUCUAGAGCAGCUCUCUUUGAACCAUAAUAAUAUUGAGAAUCUGCCCCUACAGCUUUUCCUAUGCACCAAACUACAUUAUUUGGAUCUAAGCUAUAACCAUCUGACCUUCAUUCCAGAAGAAAUCCAGUAUCUGAGUAAUUUGCAGUACUUUGCCGUGACCAACAACAAUAUUGAGAUGCUACCAGAUGGGCUGUUUCAGUGCAAAAAGCUGCAGUGUUUACUUUUGGGGAAAAAUAGCCUGAUGAGUUUGUCCCCUCACGUGGGUGAGCUGUCGAACCUUACUCAUCUGGAGCUCAUUGGUAAUUACCUGGAAACACUCCCUCCUGAACUAGAAGGGUGUCAGUCCCUAAAACGGAGCUGUCUGAUUGUCGAGGAGAAUUUGCUCAACACUCUUCCUCUCCCUGUAACAGAACGCUUGCAGACGUGCUUAGAUAAAUGUUGACCGAAAGGGGAAAUACCUUUUAAAUGUUUGCCCCAGGGCUUUAAACGAGAGCUAAAAUUUCCUAAGUUAUAACGAUGAAAAAUGGGUAAUAAUUAUGACUAACUAUAACCAGAUGUCUUUAAGGCAACUCAGUGUCUAGCCCUACAUUAAACAGGUAAAAAGUGUUAACACUGAACUAAAAGUUUUGUGAAUCAUUGACUUUUAACUUAUUAAGAUGUGAGAAGUACACUUGGAGGGUGGCAUGGGGGACAUGAAAUUCCUGAGUCUCUCCCUUGCAGUUUUUACCUUGAAGCUUAGGCAUUCUUUCAUCUCCCUCCCCAAUUCCCCGCUACUUACUUAUUUGCACACUUGUUUUAACUGACUUCCUGUUUUGGUAUUUAUCACCUUGCCCAUAAAUUCAUCAAUAUAAAUGUCCUUGGUGUACACUCCACACUCUAUGAUUUAUUCUUAAAUAUUUUUAGGCAGGGUGUGCAUUGUGCUUGGCAGAAUUUCUUCUUGGCUUGAUUUUUACUUCCUGUCCCAGCUUGCUCGAGUCUUACUCCAUCUUGUUUUCUCUCAACAACGGUGAGCCCUAAAAAAAAAAACAAAACAAAACUGUGGUGAACCCUGAGAAAGUGCUUGCCUUUGGCCCUUGCAUAGAAAAGGACAGGGUGCUUAGGGCAUGUCCUCCUCAGGGUCUCCUAAAAAUUCAUGUAUUCUCUAAAAUCUCUUCUUGUGUAUCAUCAAAGCCUUUUUUAUUUGCUAAUAAUUUUUAUAUUAAAUGUAAAGCAUAUAAAUAUUUUCUAUUGUAUAAUCUUGGAUUCAAAAUCUGUGAGAAUAAUUUUUGUAAGGUACAGAGAACACAUGCAUUUCUUUAAGAAUUUACUAUUAAUGUGCUUGGUUUGGGCUACUUACGCGUCUCCUACUUGUGUGCAUUCUGAUCCAGAAUGUUUUUGUACUCUGCAACUCAUUACUUUUGGAUAACAAAAGCCUUGUGUUUCAUGCCCUAAAAUAUUUGGGGGGUUUCCUUAUAAGAGGAUGGCCACAUCAUCUACCUCUCUCUUCCCUAGUUGCUGUGCUAUUGUACGGGUACAAUUCUUAAUUACUUCAAAAACUGUGAUGGAGGGGAGAGGUACAGAUUUGACUCCUUAAAACUGACUUCAAAACACUUGGAGAAAUUAAGACUUAAAGCAAAAUACUUUUCUUCUCCAGCUGCAUGAUCUCUAGAUAUGAUUAUAAUGUAAAACACUCGGCCUCUAUUCAGUAUUUAAGAAGAACUCUCAGAGCUCACAAAGAAGUAGAUCCAUUUAACUGAAAUUCAUCUCAUGCCUUUGUCUGACUUUCCUGGAAUACAUUUUGCUCUUUUUUUUAUAAAGAGCUUUGUGUUUAGCCUUUUAUUAUCAUGCAUAUUGUAAAAUGAAUAAAAUCAAGUGACUCAUUUUUGGGAAAAUGUACAGUUUUACUGUGUUUUUCUCCAGCGGGUCUAGGCAUGAUGAUGCCUGUCUCAUUUGGGGUGUUAAUGAUGAAGUAACCUACUAACUGCACCCAGACAAAACUGGAAAACACUAUGGAUAAAGAGUACUGUAAACAUAGAACUGUGAUGUAUGGUAUGUUGUGUCUUGCUUUGCCUGUUCCAGGAAGAUGAAGAUGAGUCUUGAAAUUGUAGCAAAAUCUGCAGCCCCCCUCACCCGCCACACACCCCUGAACUGCAGCUCAGAAAAAAGAAUUGUCUGCAUCAAAUGUAAUUUGAAUAAUAUUAUAUAAAUCUAUUAACACCAGAAGCUGCCUAAAAGGUUAUUUUUAUUCUGAACGAGACAGAGCAGUGUAAAAAUGUUAAUUCCUACCAAAACUUGCCUUUAGUCAGAACAUUCAAGUUCUCAGGGACCCAGGCCUAACUGACGAAACUUUCUUUCAUCUAGGACUUUAGAAAACAGAUUCUGACUGUAUCUAGGGUUUUUUGUUUUCUUUUUUUUUAACGUAAGUUAAUGGCCAUUUUAAUGUUUCACACUAAAAUUGUCAGGCGUACUAAUUCCAAAGUUGGCUAGGAUUUAUCUUAAGUUUUGGCUGUGAAUAUGAUACACGAAGAGGUAUCUAAAUGGUUUUGGCCAUAUAAUUAGCCAUAAUAUGAAAAAUCCCACCCUCCUCCAUAAAGAAGAGUUUUCGAAGCAAAUUUCAGAUUGGCUAUCAUUCUCACAAACUACAUAUAACUUCUCCUGCAAAAGUCAUUGACUAAAUCUUCCUCAUCGCUUCUUUCAAUUUCUGGAAGCACAUUACUAUCAGGGUCAAUGAUAAAUAUUGUAAGCUGCUUUCCAAACACUGGGGUACAGUUACUGGUGCACGCUUUGUUGUUUGAUGCCAUGGUUUUUAGAUUUCUGUUUAAUCCUACAUACCAGUGUUGAGGUAGCUUUUCAAUUCACACAGCACUGAUGGAAUGAACUGUGAGGCCACCACUUGACACAUGAGGACGUGGUGUUUGAUGUCACCUUUACUGCACUCUUGGAACAGGUGUUUAUUUUGCAAGUGUUCAAAUUCAUUUCAGAGGCUUUUCAAUGAGGAAAAUGCAGUUUGUCCCAUCAUGAGACUUUAGUUGGCAUUUGACUUCCAAGAAUGCACAGUGCAUGUUCCAAAAAGUCCAUGUGGAUGUUAUUCAGAACAAAGUUGAUGGCUUAUGCUAGCAAUGGCAUAGGUUCGUUUUAUUUACAGACCUACCCAGACGCACAUAGCUAAGCUUGUGCACACAUAGGGACACACACACCAGAGCAGUUUUGAGCACUCCUGGUGAGGUAUAGUGUUCUUUCCCUAACCUACAUAAAGAUAUGUCUGUGUGGCACAUAGAUGUGUGUUUUCAUUCUUCAUCCUCAGUCUUAAUUUUUCUCCCGGGAUGUCACCGUAUUUCACUGUCCCUUAACAAAUGUUUGUGUUAAACAGGGUAAGUAGAGAUCCGUAGGCUCUCAGCACUGUGGCAUAGCUCCAGUUUGUGUGGUAAGCUUACCACUGUGCUAUGGUAAGCUGCAGUGAGUUAUCUGCAUAAUUUUAUUGUUUGAGAGUGACAAUAUUUGUUUCUGUUCUUCAUGUGUUUCAUGAUGUAAAUUUUGUAUGUUUAAAAUAUUGCAUACUGACGGGUUCAGAAACCAUUAAAAUAAUCAAACAGUUA
Molecule: messenger RNA, 6418 nt
Organism: Prionailurus viverrinus (fishing cat)
Lineage: Eukaryota; Metazoa; Chordata; Mammalia; Carnivora; Felidae
Gene: LRRC8B
Product: leucine rich repeat containing 8 VRAC subunit B
Exons: 7
Coding region: 874-3285 (803 amino acids)
Molecular function (GO): protein binding
Source: RefSeq, a predicted model, not a curated record